Molecule: messenger RNA, 573 nt
Organism: Clonostachys byssicola
Lineage: Eukaryota; Fungi; Ascomycota; Sordariomycetes; Hypocreales; Bionectriaceae
Source: the annotation of a GenBank genome assembly
AUGACGCAUAUGCCCGGUUAUGUUCGAUCGUGGAUAACCCCAGCUCUAGCACGGAUGAGAUCUGAAAUCAAGGACGAGGUGGAGAAUGCCUUGCUUAAAGAGAUUCCUCAGUCUUCUGAAUGGACUGAGAUAAACCUUUGCCAAAAGACGCCUCGAAUAAUCGCUAUGGUUACCGGAAGAAUUAUCGUUGGCCUUGAUCUGUGCAGAUCGGCCACAUACAUCGAAAUCGCUACCGAGUUCACAAAGGAGGUCAUGGCUACAGCAAUUUCUAUAACUCUCAUCCCAUUGUUCUUACGCCCUCUAAUGGUGCCUAUCUUGCCCCAGCUCUGGCUGACACGUCGUCGAAUCGUCCAAGCGGAAGAGGUGCUUGGCCCAACCAUCACAUCACGAUGGCUUCAACCUCAAAAUCAAAACAGAACAGAACAAGUCGACAUACUUCAGUUGAUGAUCGAGGCUUCUGAGAACUGCGGUAGGGGCAAAAAGGAUUUAGUAGUUGAGCUUCUCUUUCUGAACAUUGGCGCCGUUCAUUCCACAGCGAUGACAAUCACCCACGCGUCUGUUCCUCCAACCUAA